Messenger RNA from Cetraspora pellucida, 384 nucleotides. The record is from the annotation of a GenBank genome assembly. Lineage: Eukaryota; Fungi; Glomeromycota; Glomeromycetes; Diversisporales; Gigasporaceae.
AUGCAUAAUGAUAAUGGAAGACCUAAUGCUAAAAAAGGUUCAACCAAAUUUGGUAAAAAAUAUUGUACUAUAUUACUAUACCUUUUAAAGUCACUCAUUGAAUCAUACGAAUAUGAACAAGUAUAUAUUCCUAAAAUUCUUGAAGGGUUACAUAAUCUUGUUCCUGCUAUAAAUGAUUAUUUUAAUCUUGUACCAACAGUUGAAAGACAAAUUGAAGAAUCUGAAUUAACUUUUAUUUUAUAUGAGUCUUUUGUUUUGCCUAAUAAAGAACAAGUAAAGGCUACAAAAAAUUUUCACAAUGAACUAAUGUUCAGUAAUGUUUCUAUUUAUAUGGACCUUGAAGAGGAUGAAUUUGAAACGUUUGAUGGAUUUUGCUUUGCAAAA